GCCACCACCGCUAGCAGUGAAGUCGCCAGCCGGUCAGCCUCAAGAAAAUUCACAUAUUCCAAGAUGCGGGACGUCCUCAAGACCGAAGAACUCGAUAUCCCCGAAGGUGUCACCAUCGAAAUUAAGUCCCGUAUCAUCAAAGUGACGGGUUCCCGGGGUACACUCACGAAAAAUGUCCGUCAUGUUGACAUGGAUAUCCAAGUCGUGAAGAGCCCGAAAAGCAACAAAGUCACUCUGGCUGUCUGGCAAGGUGGAAGGAAGCACGUUGCCUGUCUACGGACGAUCAGAAGUUUGAUCAACAAUAUGGUCAUUGGUGUCACGAAGGGCUUCCUAUACAAAAUGCGUGCCGUCUACGCCCAUUUUCCCAUCAACUGCAUCAUUCAAGAACAAGGACAGGCGGUAGAAAUCCGGAACUUCUUGGGGGAGAAGACUGUGCGAAAUGUCAAGAUGUUGGAUGGCGUAACUGUUUCAGAGUCGAAAGCCCAAAAAGACGAGUUGAUUCUUGAGGGCAAUGACGUGGAAAAUGUCUCACAAUCAGCCGCUUCGAUUCAAGGUGUUUGCCGCGUACGGAACAAGGAUAUUCGUAAAUUCUUGGAUGGUAUCUACGUCUCUGACCGGGCAACGAUUACGCAGGAAUAAGCGGUGGUGUUGUUCCUUGCUAGGGGUUGGAGUUGUCAUUAUAAAACCUCCAUGUCGCAUAUGUGUUGGCCUCAUUGUACUCUAUGCUUACGCAUGACAUGCACAUUUCAAUUUCUAUGAGACGAAAACGAAGCAC
This is a messenger RNA of Serpula lacrymans var. lacrymans S7.9, 775 nucleotides long. RefSeq lists its product as uncharacterized. NCBI's taxonomy places the organism in Eukaryota, Fungi, Basidiomycota, Agaricomycetes, Boletales, Serpulaceae. Gene Ontology annotation, molecular function: structural constituent of ribosome; rRNA binding. The transcript has 5 exons. Gene Ontology annotation, cellular component: ribosome; cytosolic large ribosomal subunit. The record is from RefSeq and is a predicted model, not a curated record. Bases 64 to 639 code for a protein of 191 amino acids. Gene Ontology annotation, biological process: cytoplasmic translation.